Penicillium salamii is the source of this 1506-nucleotide messenger RNA. Lineage: Eukaryota; Fungi; Ascomycota; Eurotiomycetes; Eurotiales; Aspergillaceae. The record is from the annotation of a GenBank genome assembly.
AUGUCGAGAUCCUUCACAGGCUGCAAGAGAUGUAAAUCCCGUCGACAGAAAUGUGACGAGCAACGACCGAAUUGUGGCCGGUGCCAGACAGCAGGCGAGCAGUGCCAAUAUGCAAUGCAACUGCAGUGGGGAGGGCGGGCAUUCUCGCGAUCGCGAUUCGGUGCCUGCGUCGGAGGCACGGGAGGCAUGCAAAGACUAGAAUAUUCACCUGGAGAGUUCAUCUACACUACCAAGACCAAGGCUGCACAGUCGGGGUCAGAACUGACUCUAUCGCAACCCGUCGAUCCUUUUUCCUCCUUGUCCUCCGAUCAAAAGGCCCUGCUACACCACUUUAUAAACGAUGCCUCUCAGAUUACCGCAUGUCAUUCAGGCAUGCAGCAGGAUAUAUGUCGCAUGCUAGUCCCCAUGGCCCUUCAGACUCCGUCGCUGCUCUACGCCACCACUGCCCUCUCCGCGAUCCAUAUCCAAGCCCUACACAAUCAGUCGGACUCUGUAAAAUCAGCCCCAGAUAUUGCCCGGCUGAUGGCUCUAAGCCUUGAGCAUUUUCGCACAGAAUUGCAAAACCCCUCGUCGAAGGAUUCGGAGGCGCUGGUGGCGACAGCCCGGACAUUAUGUCUCGCGGAGAUCCAUUCGGGAGCCAUCAACCCCAACUCAUGGAGGGCGCAUAUCGACGGAGCGAGAGCAUUGAUGAAGGCUUCAGAUGCAGCCGGCGAAGACUCGCUGCGGUCUGCAAGCGGGUUCCGCCGGUAUCUCGAUCGCUGGUAUUGGUCGAUUGUGUCUCUCACAGCAUUAACCGGGAAUGGCCCCCCGAUUGGAGAGACAUCAGACUUCGUUUCUUCGGAUCUGAUGGGCAUGGGCGAGUCUCCGGAUUUUCUGGACGACUAUUGGGGCUUCAGUGUUGAUCUUGCGGCUGUUUUCCGGCAGAUUGGGGCUGUCGCUUGGCGCAACCAUGAAGCUGAAAAGGCUACUGGAGGCUUCGUGGCGGGAGAACUUGAAAGUAAUGUCGAUGAAGAUGCCGAAGCUCUGGAAUUUGCAAUCCGGAGGUUAAUGAAUCGUGACUCUACCCCCCAGCCCUCAUUCUACCCUGGAGCAGCGGAGAGUUUAUCAGCGGAGAGUGCGCAACAGCUCUUACUUUGCAAUGAGGCUUUCCAGCACAGUGCGCUCAUUCAAAUACAUCGGCGUCUGCGAAAAACGCCAACUACCUCGCCGGAGGUACAACAGUCGGUGAAGCGUAUUUUAGAAUGCACCGCACAAAUCGGCCCAUCAUCCGGCCUCACACCUUGGGUGAUAUUAACGACGCCGAUCUUCAUUGCCGGCUGCGAAGCUCGCGAUCAAGAUAGAGAUACCGUCAGGCAACUGCUUUCAUCAUUGCAUGACACCAUUCAUAUCCCGAACGUUUUACAGUCACUCAAAUUUCUCGAGCAGUAUUGGUCAAAUCAGCUCAGCGAGGAAGAAGAUUGGAGUCAUUUCCUUGACCGAAUGCAAUUCGAUUUCAUUCCUUACUAG